Molecule: messenger RNA, 1179 nt
Organism: Lycium barbarum (goji berry)
Lineage: Eukaryota; Viridiplantae; Streptophyta; Magnoliopsida; Solanales; Solanaceae
Exons: 3
Coding region: 1-1179 (392 amino acids)
Molecular function (GO): protein dimerization activity
Source: RefSeq, a predicted model, not a curated record
AUGGAAACAGUUAGGUAUAUCAUUGAGGAUUUAAAUGAUGAUUACUUUUUCAUAUUAGUUGAUGAAUCUUGUGAUGUGUCAUGUAAGGAGCAAAUGGCUAUUGUUUUGAGGUAUGUUGAUAGAAGGGGGAGUAUAAUGGAGCGGUUUAUUGGUAUUGUUCAUGUUCGUGAUACUAGUGCUUUGUCCCUAGGAAAUGAAAUUGUUGGUUUACUUGCUCAACAUUAUUUAAGCCCAUCUUAUAUACGUGGACAAUGUUAUGAUGAAGCAAGCAAUAUGCAAAGAGAUUUAAAUGGGCUUAAAAUCUUGAUACAAAAAGAAAGUAAAGGUGCUCAUUCUAUUAAUUGUUUUGCUCAUCAACUCCGAUUAACUUUUGUUGCGAUUUCUAGAAGAUGUGAUGAAGUGCAGGAAUUUUUGUCGUUGGUUUCUGAUCUAUUAAAUAUGGUUGGAGCUUCUUUCAAGCGUAGAGAUGAACUUCGUGAAUCUCAAGCAAAAAUAAUUGAAGAGGCAUUACGUAAAGGCGAGCUUGAAACUGGUAGGGGCUUGAAUAAAAAAUUAGGUCUUGCUAGAGCCGAAGAGUGUAGGGCAAAGGGAUAUCAUAAAGCAUGUUUAACAUUUGAGGUUGUCUUCAUGUUGCACUUUAUGCACACUGUUUUAGAAAUCACAAAUGAGCUUAAUGCAGCUUUUCAAAAGAAAGAGCAAGACAUUGCAAAUGCCAUGCUAUUUGUUAGAGUGGCAAAGGAGCGACAACAAAAACUAAGAGAAGAAGGUUGGGAUUCACUUAUUGACGAGCUUGAGAAUUAUAUUGUUGACGUCCCUGAUCAUGAUAAAAGGUUUUCCGAUCUUAAGGGACUUUGUGAUUUUUCCAAGACACUAGUAGAGACAAAGAAGCAUGGAACUUAUCCUCUCGUGUUCCGACUAGUGAAAUUUUCUUUACUUCUGCCAAUUGCUACGGCUAUAGUUGAAAGAGCUUUCUCUGCAAUGAAGUUAAUUAAGACUGACUUACGAAAUCGAAUGGAUGAUGAGCUUUUCAUUGGUUGUUUGGUGCCUUAUAUAGAAAAAGAAGUAUUUAGCAAUAUUUCUAAUGAGGCUAUUAUGGAUACCUUUCAAAAGAUGAAGGAGAAUUGUAAUAAUACACUUGGAAUGAGUUUUAUUAAUAUGACUCCAAUUGUCUUUUUAUAA